AGCAUCCAGAACUUUACCGAUGCCGUGCACAAACAUGCAUUGCGUUGAUCGAUUCUACAGCCAAAAAAAACGCGUCUCUAACCGAGUUGUUUUCUUUCAGGUGCACAUCAAGUUCCUCGAGACGACACGCGACGGCAUGAAGAUCGAGGCGCGGCACGUCCGGCGGAAGAAGCUCAACAAGUACCUCGACCCGAACCUGCUCAAGCGGGAGCGCAAAAACCAGCGACUUCUUCGCCGUCGCAAAUGCGCAAACGACCUGCUCAGAAGAAACUGUACACGGCGAAAUGUUGAUCUAGCAACAGAAGGCGGUGGGAGAGGUAUGAAAAUCAGCCUCCGACCAGGAUCUCGUCGACCGCUUCUGCAACCGGGACGAUCUGCGAUCCGAUCUGAUGCUCAACAAUGGUCAAGCAGUGGUGCACGAUCAACCGGAAGCGUCUUCGUCGGCUGGCGCAAAGUCACUGAAGCGACGACGUAA
This is a messenger RNA of Culex quinquefasciatus (southern house mosquito), 475 nucleotides long. RefSeq lists its product as uncharacterized. Lineage: Eukaryota; Metazoa; Arthropoda; Insecta; Diptera; Culicidae. The coding region runs from base 20 to 475 and encodes 151 amino acids. The transcript has a single exon. The record is from RefSeq and is a predicted model, not a curated record.